Messenger RNA from Paramecium tetraurelia, 552 nucleotides. RefSeq lists its product as uncharacterized. The record is from RefSeq and is a predicted model, not a curated record. NCBI's taxonomy places the organism in Eukaryota, Ciliophora, Oligohymenophorea, Peniculida, Parameciidae. The transcript is spliced from 2 exons.
AUGUAGAGAUUUUCUGUCAAGAUAAUAAAAGAGAAUAUUGUCAAAUUAGUAGAUGUUGAUGCUAUUGUAAAUGCGGCUAACUAAGAAUUACUUCCUGGAGGUGGAGUUUGUGGUGCAAUAUUCUAAGCUGCGGGAAGAGAAUUGGAGAGGGAAUGCUAAUAAUAUAUUUAGCAAUAUGGAAUUGUACCCACAUCUAAAUUAGCUGUUACAAGUAGCUGUUAACUAAAAAAAAAUAACAUAAAAUAUAUCAUUCAUGCAGUUGGUCCAAAAUACUUUUAGUCUUCGAGUCCAGAAGAUGAAUUGCAAAUCUGUGUAAACAAUAUUCUCAAUUAAUCAUUCAAUGUAUUGGAAUUGAAAUCGGUUGCUAUUCCAGCUAUUUCAAGUGGAAUUUACGGGUUUCCAAAAGGGUUGUGUGCAUAGAUAUUUAAGCUUGUUAUUGAAGAAUAUCAAAAGGAUACAUCAAAUAAAUAGGGGGAGAUCAUUUUAUGCAAUUUUGAUUAAGAAACUACAACAAUAUUUCAAAAAGUAUUCUAGUAAUAAAACUCAUUUUGA